Nelumbo nucifera (sacred lotus) is the source of this 2402-nucleotide messenger RNA. RefSeq names its product sulfate transporter 1;2 (gene SULTR1;2). Gene Ontology annotation, cellular component: membrane. Lineage: Eukaryota; Viridiplantae; Streptophyta; Magnoliopsida; Proteales; Nelumbonaceae. Gene Ontology annotation, biological process: sulfate transmembrane transport. Gene Ontology annotation, molecular function: secondary active sulfate transmembrane transporter activity. The record is from RefSeq and is a predicted model, not a curated record.
UGAAGCAUGUUCUGUUAGCUCCUGUCCCAUCCACCGAUCUGUUUCGUUUGUCCAGGCGGCUGAGAAAGAUUUCAGCUCAACUCAGUUUGUUUCUGUGAAUAGAUAAUUAGAAGCUGAUCCUAAUGGGUCAUUCCACAGAUGGAGAUUUUGAGAAGAAGACAGACAUUGAAAGUGCACCAUCCUCAAGACGUCACGGAGAGCACUUGCCAUACAUUCACAAGGUUGGAUCGCCAUCCCCGAAUAACGUGCUGAAGGAAUUCAAGGACGCUGUGAAGGAAACGUUCUUCCCAGAUAAUCCCUUACGCCCUUUCAAAGACCAACCUAGAUCCAAGAAGUUCAUCCUAGGCCUCCAGUCUAUUUUCCCUAUUCUUGAAUGGGGAAGGAACUAUAGUUUAAGUAAAUUCAAAGGGGAUCUCAUUGCAGGACUCACCAUUGCAAGUCUCUGCAUUCCUCAGGAUAUUGGAUACGCAAAGCUUGCAAAUCUGGAUCCCCAAUAUGGUCUAUACACCAGCUUUGUUCCGCCAUUGAUCUAUGCCAUCAUGGGGAGCUCAAGAGAUAUUGCUAUUGGGCCAGUAGCCGUGGUGUCUCUCUUACUUGGGUCCAUGCUCCAGGAUGAGAUUGACCCUAAAAAUGUGGUUGAGUAUCGUCGGCUUGCAUUCACAGCUACCUUUUUCGCAGGGAUCACUGAAGCUGCGCUUGGGUUUCUCAGGCUGGGGUUCUUGAUUGAGUUCCUAUCUCAUGCUGCAAUCGUUGGAUUCAUGGGUGGAGCUGCCAUUACAAUUGCACUUCAACAACUUAAAGGUUUUCUUGGAAUACAGAAGUUUACAAAGAAGACUGACAUCGUUUCUGUCAUGCGUUCAGUAUUUGGCUCUGCACAUCACGGUUGGAACUGGCAGACUAUACUCAUAGGAGCAGCGUUCCUGGGUUUCCUUCUAGCAACCAAGUACAUCGGAAAGAGGAAUAAGAAAUUUUUCUGGGUGCCAGCAAUUGCCCCAUUGAUCUCUGUUGUCCUGUCCACUUUCUUCGUCUACAUUUUCCGUGCGGAUAAGAAAGGUGUUCAAAUUGUGAAACAUAUCAAAAAAGGUAUCAACCCGUCAUCGGUGAAUGAAAUUUAUUUCAGCGGUAAAAAUCUUGCCAAAGGCGCUAAGAUUGGUAUCGUGGCUGGGAUGAUAGCAUUGACGGAAGCUGUGGCAAUUGCGAGGACAUUUGCAUCCAUGAAGGACUAUAAAAUUGAUGGGAACAAAGAAAUGGUGGCACUAGGAGCAAUGAACAUUGUUGGCUCAAUGACUUCUUGUUAUGUAGCUACAGGCUCCUUCUCUCGGUCGGCAGUGAAUUACAUGGCCGGAUGUCACACUGCCGUUUCCAACAUAGUGAUGUCCUGCGUCGUUCUUCUAACAUUGGAAUUGAUCACUCCCCUCUUUAAGUACACCCCAAAUGCCAUUCUUUCUGCUAUCAUUAUCUCUGCUGUGAUUGGCCUAGUUGACAUUGAGGCUGUACUCCUCAUAUGGAAGAUCGAUAAAUUGGAUUUCCUCGCUUGCAUGGGUGCCUUCUUUGGUGUUGUUUUCGUCUCGGUUGAAAUUGGCCUCCUAAUCGCAGUCUGCAUAUCUUUUGCUAAGAUACUCCUGCAAGUGACAAGGCCACGGAUUGCUUUACUUGGAAAGCUCCCCAGGACAACCAUCUUCAGGAACAUCCAACAGUAUGCAGAAGCAACCAGGGUUCCAGGCAUACUGAUCGUCAGAGUAGAUUCUGCAAUCUAUUUUUCCAACUCCAACUAUGUUAGAGAGAGGAUUAUGAGAUGGUUGACUGAUGAAGAAGAGGAAUUGAAAGCAAGAGGUUUGCCAAGAAUCCAGUUCCUGAUCGUUGAGCUCUCACCCGUUAUUGACAUUGACACCAGUGGUAUUCAUGCGUUGGAAGAUUUACACAAGAGCCUCCAGAAGAACGAUAUUCAGCUUGUGCUAGCAAAUCCUGGGCAAUCGGUGAUCGACAAGCUUCACGCAUCCCACUUCGCAAAUUUGAUUGGCCAGCAAAACAUCUUUCUCACUGUUGGCGACGCCGUGUUGACAUGCAGUCCCAAGGUUGAUGAAUCUGUUGUGAACUAAACGAGCUAAUUAAGCCAAUAUUCAUAUCCAUCUGAAAGAUUCUGACCACCUGGCUUGAAGACAGAAAAAGAGAUUCUGACCAAGUAAUUGGAACUUUGGAAGAUUGCUGGCUUCUUCUGACCUGGUCCAAUAAGGGAGACUUGAAGAAGUGGUGUGGUGUGCUGUGGUAGCAGUUUGUUUGUUUGCUUGUUUGUGGUGUGCCAAUAAAAAGUUCAGGAGAAAAAAAAAUGAAUAUAUGGCGGCAUAGCGCAGUCGAGGAGAAUUGAGGAGCAAAGUGUUUGUAUAUAUAUGUAUAUUAUAUAU